AUGGGCAGGCGAGAGUAUCUCGCUCUCCUGGGCUCUUUGUUCCUUGUCUUCCUCGAAGUUCCUGUCCGCAUAAUCACACUGCUACUACCACAACCCAUCAUCCGUUUCUGCUACAAUCGAUCAAAGAACCUCUUCAAUCGUCUCUCUUCCCAAGAUUCCAUUCGAGCCAGGUCAGAGCGAAGUUCGAUAUCUCGCCCUAUUGCCCAUGCAUCGGAUUUUACCGACCUCUGUGCCUUAUUUGGCUACCGUGCUGAGGAGCAUGUCGUUCAGACGGCGGAUGGCUACCUCCUUGGAAUUCACCGCUUGCCCUACAAGAAGGGAGAAGAGCAGGAAGGCCACCUGGUCAACUCUGGUCAGAGAUCGAUAACAAAGCCUGUCGUGUAUCUGCACCAUGGAUUACUCAUGAAUAGCGAGGUAUGGGUGUGCAUUACCGAAGAAGAGAGGUGUCUCCCCUUCGUCUUGGCCGAGCAUGGCUAUGAUGUCUGGUUGGGGAACAACCGAGGAAAUAAAUACAGCAAGAAGUCGACCCGAUUUUCGCCUUCCUCUGCCGACUUCUGGAACUUCUCAAUGGAUCAAUUUGCCUUCCACGACAUUCCUGACAGCAUAGAUUACAUCCUCGCCACCACUUCUCAACCUUCACUCUCCUACAUUGGCUUCAGCCAGGGUACUGCUCAGGCCUUUGCCACGCUUUCAAUCCAUCCUCCUCUAAAUGAAAAGGUCAACCUUUUCAUUGCUCUGGCACCUGCAAUGUCCCCAGCUGGCCUGAGCAAUGGUUUCGUUGACUCCCUUGUCAAAGCCUCACCCGAUGUCCUUUUCCUCACGUUUGGCCGGAAAUCCAUACUCUCCUCUGCCACCUUUUGGCAGUCAAUACUCUACCCACCCAUCUUCGUCCGCGUGAUCGACAUUGCUCUCUGCUUCCUCUUUGCCUGGUCUUGUCGAAACAUAACUCCGCAUCAAAAACUCGCUGCAUAUCCCCAUCUUUACAGCUUCACCAGCACAAAAUCCGUGGUGCAUUGGUUUCAGAUAAUUCGAAACAAGUCGUUCCAAAUGUAUGACGAUGACUCUUCACGCGCCUUCAGCAUUGGUGCCUCGGACCGGUAUUACAAAGUGGCCAAAUUCCCAACCAGAAAUAUCAAAACGCCUAUCGUACUCGUCUAUGGCGGUAGCGACUCCCUCGUUGAUAUCAAAGCCAUGCUGCGCGAAUUGCCCAAACACACAAUGGCAUUCGAAGUGAAGCAUUUCGAACACCUUGACUUUCUCUGGGCCCAAGAUGUCGACACGCUUGUCUUUCCACACGUCCUCAACGCAUUGGGGUAUUACUCUCAAAACGACACAAAUAGCAGCAAUGGUAUGCCACGACUGCCAGGUCUUUCGUUCGCAAACGCAAACACAGCGAGGCUGAGAGCAGGAAGCUGGAGUGCCUCCGAAGACGAGCGAAGUCCUUCUGAUUUUGACUGGGCAAUGGAUUCGCCGACGCGGAUCGAGAACAGGAAGAGUGCGGCACGCGUGGCAAGAGAGCGACAAUACAUCUCAGCCACCAACAACUCGCCCCUGCGGCCAGACUCUCCCUUCGUUCCAGCCUGGGAGAUCGGUAAUCCACUCCCAAGGAAAGCUGUUGCGUGUAGUAGCAACGGCCACGGCCACAGCAGGGAGAAAGGAGAUGCUCUCGGAACAGCUGUCCCCUCUAACACUGCUGUCACUGCUACUGCGGCUCCACCACCCCUCCCACCACGCAUGCAAAAGCAGACUGUCGAAUCCUGGAGGCCGAAUACAUCGCAGUCCGGCUCGGAUUCCGAAAGCAGGAAGCCACCAUGGAAUGACAGCCUUCGAUCAAGGAAGAAAACAAGAGACAGAGCAGGGUCCGGCUCCAGCCGGGAAACGGCAAGCAACAGUCCUGGGAGGGGCCCAUUGGCAGCGAGGUUCGGCAAUCAUGGAAUCAGGCUUGGGACCAGUCAGCCCAGUGUCAGUGUUGUAGGAUCGGGUGGGAUGGAGGUGGAGGAUGAGGUCUUCACCACGGGUCCCCGCCGCCAGCAGCAGCAGCAGCAGCAGCAAAAACCGGCCGAUCACGUUAAGAUAUUUGCGUCAUGCCUUUCUGCUGCUUUGCGCAAGAUAAUUCGUAAGUCAGGUAAACUCGGCUCGAAACACCAAGGCCAGGCCAUCAUCUCCCGCGGUGACGAUUCUCGCACCAUCGUCCGCGCCCUGCACGAAGCCUAA
Messenger RNA from Endocarpon pusillum Z07020, 2214 nucleotides. RefSeq lists its product as uncharacterized. The transcript is spliced from 3 exons. The coding region runs from base 1 to 2214 and encodes 737 amino acids. The record is from RefSeq and is a predicted model, not a curated record. Gene Ontology annotation, biological process: lipid metabolic process. Lineage: Eukaryota; Fungi; Ascomycota; Eurotiomycetes; Verrucariales; Verrucariaceae.